This is a messenger RNA of Batrachochytrium dendrobatidis JAM81, 690 nucleotides long. RefSeq lists its product as uncharacterized. The record is from RefSeq and is a predicted model, not a curated record. The coding region runs from base 1 to 690 and encodes 229 amino acids. The transcript is spliced from 2 exons. NCBI's taxonomy places the organism in Eukaryota, Fungi, Chytridiomycota, Chytridiomycetes, Rhizophydiales.
AUGUUGAUUACUCUAGAAUGUGUUAUACUUGCGUUACAAGCGGUUGCUGCAAUUCGAGUUUCAUUAGAUUCACCAACUGGAAUUGACAGUCAAUCAAGUAGUAGGCUGUCAAAACGAUCACCCGUUGAAUUGAGUGGUGGUAUUAACAAAUGUUUCACAAUGAAAUUUAAUGUUGAUGGAGUCGAUUUGAAUUUACGAGUCGAUUCAAUGAUUUCUGAUAUAAUCGUACCACUUCCUAGUUCAAGCAACGAUAUAGGUUUGGCUAUACAAAGUAUUUCAAGUGGUGAGCCCGUUAAUAUAAAGUACAAAGACAAAGAGUAUAAAGGAGUUACAUCCACAGCCGCUGUGACGAUUCCGGGUACUGCGAUAACUGGCGUCAAUUUACCAGUACUAGCAGUUGAAAAACAAUCGGCACGUCUAGCUGGUAUCGAUCCAGAUUUUGAUGGAGUAUUUGGGAUUGGCCACUUUUCUUUGUCAAAACAUCAUUCGCCAAUCACUGCAAUGGAUAGUUUGUACAGCAAUAAUGUCAUUCCCAAUAACGAGAUUGGCAUUCAACUAUGUCCUUCUGAUCUUUUUGAGCAAAGCUUCAUCAAUAUAGGAAACACGGAAAUCACUGCAAAGUGUGGAACGGAUGGAAGCAGUGUUGCAUGGGUAAAUUCACCAACAAAUGUCUUGUUCAUUAACGUAUAG